Stegodyphus dumicola is the source of this 419-nucleotide messenger RNA. RefSeq names its product calcitonin receptor-like. Gene Ontology annotation, molecular function: G protein-coupled receptor activity. Gene Ontology annotation, biological process: G protein-coupled receptor signaling pathway. NCBI's taxonomy places the organism in Eukaryota, Metazoa, Arthropoda, Arachnida, Araneae, Eresidae. The record is from RefSeq and is a predicted model, not a curated record.
AUGUUGGUGGGGAUACUCUUUUAGUCCAUAUUUUUGGAUACUGGAGGGACCAAGGAUGUGUAUUAUAGCGAUAAAUUUUGUAAUACUACUUAAUAUAGUCUGUGUAGUUUUAAUGAAAGUUCAAGUGAACACACCAAGUGAAUUUCAACAAAUCAGGAAAGCUGUGAGGGCUGCACUUUUGUUAUUACCACUCUUAGGCAUCACAAACAUAAUGGAUAUUGUACCUGGGCCUGUAGAGCGGACGCCUCUGGAAUUUGCCAUUUGGUCCUACACGGCGCAUAUUCUGUGGGCCUCUCAAGGAUUCUUUAUUUCACUUCUAUAUUGCUUUUUAAAUAAAGAGGUGCAAGAAGCUGUUAGAAAACAAUGGCGGUAUUACAAGCUAUCAGGAAAACCAAUAGUUAUAUGUUGGUCUAGACCAG